Racocetra fulgida is the source of this 392-nucleotide messenger RNA. NCBI's taxonomy places the organism in Eukaryota, Fungi, Glomeromycota, Glomeromycetes, Diversisporales, Gigasporaceae. The record is from the annotation of a GenBank genome assembly.
AGGCUGCUGUAGGAACAGUUUUUAUUACAAGCUUUUUUUUAAAAGUUAAGAAAAAUAAUUUAGUGAGUGAUGAGGAAAAUAACCAAGACCAAGACAAUCAAAAUAUGGAUGAUGAUAAUACUGAAAUCUACCAACAAAGUUUUGAGAAUAUAAUAGAAAAUGUAGAUUAUAAUGAUGGUGAAAAUCAAAAACAAAGUAUUGAAGAUACAAUUAAAAGAAUUGAUCAGUAUAUAAAAAAUGAAAAACUUAGCAAAACUGAGUUAACAUGGUAUCAGUCAGUUGUUUGGUACUUGUGUCUUUUACAAAAUGGAAAAAAAAAAAUAGAAUCAAGUGAAACUGUUGCAGCUAUUUGUAAUAAAGAUAAAUACCUUGCUCAAUGUAUAAGAAGAUAG